UGAUACCUUCCUAACUAUUGCGGGAAAAGAGGCACAGGCACGGGCUACCAUCCAGACAUUGGAGGAAUUCUGCCUCAAGUCAAAGUUAAUAAUCAACUGGAGUAAAUCUCACGACUAUCGGAAAGCUGCUAACAUCCCCGAUCGUACUCUUUGGACCAAUUUUCUUAGUGUGACCUAGGUCGAUGGUUAUGAAAUAAGCAAGCUACUCGAGACACCAUUUGGCCGUGCCCUCUUGGCACAAAAAAUCUUCUUAAAAGAACAGAUCAAUAUGAAGCUUCAAUGCUGGUGUACGGAAAAAAUUAACUCCACUGGCCGUAGGGUGAUCGCUAACAAGGUGUUCUUAUCUUCCACCUUUUUCUUUGCAUCCAUCUGGGGGUACAAAGGCCAAAAUAUCCAAGGCGCGAGCCAGUAUUGAAAACUUUAUGUGGUCCGAUUCUCUACAUUGGGUUCAUAGUAAGGUUGCAAUGUUGCUAAUCAAAGGAACGGGGGGAGGGGGUUGUGAUGACCUUGUCAACCCGAUGGGUGCCCUCACGGUUCUCAUGUCUAAAUGGAUUAUUAAAGCCUGUAAGCCCAGUUCAUCGAAUUUACACAUACUGAUUUAGUUCCAACUCUCGCAUUUUCAGCCUUACAGAGGAGGUUGGUGGGCUCCCAGUCUCAAAUACUUUACUUCGCCCAAGUUCCAAGCCAAGCGUAGAUCUAAGAUCUAGAACCAAAUUGGGCUAGCAUGGCGGUCCUUUGCAAGCGACCUAGUCUCCGUGCUUGGUCGGCAGUAUGUCGAACCACCAUUUGUGCCGACAAAAAAUUCAUAAAUAAAUAAAUAACUCUAUUUAUAAUCCCUUGCGAAAAAGUAACAGCCACGCAUUCGAAGCAGCUAUACCACUAUGUUGCGUAGGCCUGGGGUAGAGUGGAUGCUGGUCAUCGAAUGCCGCUUUGAAAGAAAUCACAGAUGCCGCAGUUACUGCACAUGUAGUCCGUUUUACCUUACCGAGAACUUUGAAUCGAACACCCGAGACCACAUUUUCUCACAAUCUUCUUGGCCUUCAAAGCUGUUCCAGUGGAUUGUAUGUCUAGUUGUGGUCAGCACAAAGAGGUUGGUGGGUAUUUUCUUUGGGAGGGAAGAAAUUCUUAGGGGCGAUGAGGAGGAAUAUAUUUUGGCAAGGACGGCGAGCCCUUGGCGACAAACCUAACAAGAUGCUGGGUGAGUCGCUGUGGCAAUGGUGGGCGCGCAGGACGGAAGAUAGACUUAGUCGUAAUCAAUUGUGGGACGUGGUGGAGCCUUAUCAGCGGCCGAAGCCAAUUGCGCCGCUGGCUGUGCUCAACAUUGUUGCGUUUUACUCCGGCGUUGUGGCUGCAGCUGUCACGGAGCAGAUGCAUAAGAUCGACAGAUUCGACUUCAGUGUGUUGCAUGCUUUGCUCAAGCUGGUCUCAGUCGGAAGUUUACCUCGAAUUUGAUUGAACGGUACUGGGCGGAGAACCCAGGGCAGGCCGUGCCCAUUAUGAAGCCCAUGCUUUACUUGGGGCCUUACAAAGUGCGCAGAGAAGAUUUCGGUGAAGAUGCCUCUGGGCAAUAACAAAAAAUUAUUAACUGUAAUUAUCUAAGCAUCAAGGUGUCGCGGUCUUGGUAUGUAGGGAGGGAAUGUCUCAGAUAAUAGCGAGAAAAAGUUCACUGUUGAGAAGAUGAUCUGACGACGCCUCAGCAUGUGGUAGUCAUGACAUCAUACAAGGUGACGCCCUUGCGUGGGUGCAAGAUCUACUUUUUCCCAAUCUCAUGGGUAUUGCCAGAUGGAGGUUGUGGCAAACGCAGACAUCGACCAGGUACCGAGCUCUGAGCUGUGUUUUGGAGGGGGCUCUACUUGACGGAAGAAGAUACAUGACUCAGCACCGACACCACCGGAUCCGACAACUGAGGGACUGCAGGAAGGAGUAAUUUCGCCAGUUAGUGAAGACCAUUUGCAAUACUUAGUCAAUAAGGUCACAACCACGGUAUUUGCCUGAUUGUACUGUUCAUCAGAACGAUAUACGUGAAUGGAUGAGCUCUUGUUCUGUGAUUCGUUCA
Messenger RNA from Physcomitrium patens, 2056 nucleotides. RefSeq lists its product as uncharacterized. Lineage: Eukaryota; Viridiplantae; Streptophyta; Bryopsida; Funariales; Funariaceae. The record is from RefSeq and is a predicted model, not a curated record.